UUAUUUAACGUAACGUGUGCAAUCUAUAACGCGCUAUUAAUUUGGCAGUUUACAAUUGUCUGUGGAACGAUGAUAUCGCUUAUUUUCGCAAAACUAUUUCUGUGCGUUAUCGUCCGUGCGUUUACAAGGUCAAUCUGAUUAACUGUUUCUCAAUUUGCCCGCGACGUUACCCGGGAGGGCGUAACUGUGCGCGAGGAAUUUUUUCAGCCAGCGAUCCUCACGCGAACAUCUCGCCGGUGUCCGGAUUUUCUAAUCGCGGCCAUCGUCGCCGCCUGCCAUCGCCGCUGAUCAUCGGUGACCGUCGUCAGGCCAAUCGCGGACAGGUGCCAACAUGGCUGCUACUAUACUGGCUGCUCGUCCUCUCGUGACAUCGCCCUUUGUCUCGACGGCGCUCUUCUAAUCGACGACGAGUGAGGAGCAUCCCAUAAUCGGCGGAUCGAGAGAGAGACACUUUAGAUGGAACGGCGAACUUCAAUGGAACACUUCAGCUAGCAAAAAUGUCAACUCGGUCGCAGCUCACGAAGGAUUUAAACGAAUCGGUGAAAGCGCUACUUGGCAAGCAUGUGAAAAUACUAUUGAAAAACGUGGUGAAAUUAGAAACGAAGCAGGAUAAGCUGGAGAAUCGUGUUCUCGUAUUUUCGCCAUGUCGCCUCUUUCUUUUAUCGGCAAAAGUGCCCACAAGAAUCGACUGCCAUUUUCAUUACCUAGAAAUAACGGCCAUAGAGUCAAGACGAGCGAAUCAGCUAUGUUUGACUGUCGGAGAACGAUUUUACAACUUUACCACAACCGGCGUAGGCGCAGACACUACAGAAGUGGACGCUAUGAUAGAGGCCUUACACACGGCGAUUCGAAAUAUCUUUCCCACAGUACCCUUAAAUUACAUUAUACGAAAAAUAGAGGUGAUACCAGCUAGCAGAUUGCAAACUAUACGAGGCAGCGAGUUAGCUAGAAGCACAGAGGCCACAAGACACACUGGGCCAUGCGGUGGUUUUUCUACUCAGUAUGCGUGCAUGUGCGAUUUGCACAGUGUGCCGUACAGAGAAGAAGUGGCUUGGGAUGUCGACACGAUAUACCUUUCGCACGACACGAGAGAACUGAAUUUGAGAGACUUUGAUCAUUUAGAUCAGAAGGAUCUGGUGCCAAUUAUCUCGGCCUUGGAAUACAAUACUUGGUUUACAAAAUUAAGGGCGUCCCACCUCAAGUUGAGCCACGAGCCACUAGAGAGAUUGUUACAUGUUAUGCGAAGGUCUUUAUCUAUUCAAGAACUCUAUUUGGAUAAUCUCGGAAUUAAAUGGGAUUUCGCUCACAAGCUGUCGUUAGCUUUAAUUUCUAAUGCUAACACAAUGCUGCAAACGAUAGAUCUGUCGCACAAUAUGAUCGAGGACAAAGGAGCCUCUAGUUUGUGUGGGAUAAUAGCCAAGCUAAUGCAAGGUGGUACACAUCUGAGCGGUCCUAUUGGCAAGUUACCUAAAGGUUUACAAAAAUUGAACUUGGCUCAUUGCGGGUUAACCGGGAAAGGUGUAGGCCAAAUAGCGCAUGCCCUAAGCUUGAACAGAAGCAUGCCAACUAGUUUGCGAUAUCUGAAUCUCUCAGAGAAUACCUUAAAAGACGAUGUCAAUAAUUUGUGCAAUUUCUUGGCGCAACCUAAUAGUUUAACACAUCUAGAUCUUAGUGGUACGGAGACUACUUUAGAAUGUUUAUUCGGUGCGUUAUUACGAGGUUGUGCAACUAAUCUAGUCCACCUGAACGUUGCCCGGAAUUCUUUUUCGAGCAAGAAGACCAAAGAGAUACCUCCGAGUUUUAAGCAAUUCUUCACGGCGACUCUCUCAUUGAAGUACUUAAAUAUAUCUUCCUGCAAAUUACCGUUGGAGGCAUUAAAACACCUGUUACUCGGUCUGGCGUGCAACGAAAGUACAGUUGGCCUAGAGCUUGACAUGAGCGGAAACAAUUUGGGCUCUAUGGGCGCUCAUGUUUUGGAGUCAUGUAUUCACGGAGUUCGAUGUAUAGCGUCGCUGGAUAUAUCGGAUAGCAAUAUGGACGUCGAUUUGGCGCAAGUUAUAACGGCUGUCGGUAAAAACAAAUCGAUAAAACAGCUGUAUAUGGGUCGCAAUACCGCCAGUAUGAAGAGCAAGCACAUAGCCGUCGUGAUGGACGCUCUAGUGCAAAUGCUCCAGGAGGACGACUGUGUUCUCCAAGCGUUGCACUUGCCCGACUCUCGAUUGAAGGGUGAUCUCUACAAUUUGAUCAACGCUCUCGGCAGCAACACGUGUCUUCAUACUCUGGAUAUCAGUGGUAACCAAAUAGGGGAUCCUGGCGCGAGAUUGAUGGCGAAAGCGCUGCAGAUCAAUAAUCAUUUACGGACUAUUAUAUAUGAUAAGAACAACAUCACGCUGCAAGGUUACGCAGAUAUCGUUCACGCUCUAGAAAAGAAUUGUAGUGUGCGGCAUAUGCCGUUCCCGAUUUACGAUCUGCAACCGUGCAUGAAAACUUCAGCGGAGAAAACGGAGCAGUUAGCCAAGAGGAUCCAGGAUCUGCUGCAGAGAAACGUCACGCCGUGCAAGUACAGUCACGGGCAAGCGUUCAGGUUGCAGCAGGGAUUCUUAUUGAGCUCCACGCAGCAAAUGGUCGACAGACUCGUCGUUCAGACUCAGGACACCAUCAAGACACUCGCGGCGGAGAGUUGCGACGCCAAUAACGACAUUAAUUACGCAACUGGGCUUAUACAAGAUGCGGAUAAUUCUAAACAGCUAUUGCCAAGAUUACACGAGGUGCUUCAAAGACGGGAUGAGAACAAUCCAGUUGAACUCAAGUUGCACGAUAUGGCGAGUGAAAUUCAUAAAGUCGUGACAGUAUAUUUACAGGAUUCUUUGGAUGCAAUGUUGAAGUGUGCGAAUGAGCAAUGCCCCACUAUUCUUUCGCAAACAGUGAUCAGAGGCGAUGAGAGCGAACCGAUCGCAAUACAGGACGAUCUCCGCAAUACGUGCAAAGAGAGAAACCAAAUCAACAAUGAAUUCAUACACACCACCAUUACUGAGCAAGCUGGCGCAGAUAUCAUUAACAGAGUCAAUGAGCUUAACUUAGCGGUUGCGGCGCAUAUAUCUGAUAGAAUUACGGAUGAGGUAAUCGAAUCGUUGUCAAGAAGUUAUAAGACUCUGAUUGGUGAUUGCGAUAGCCGAACGAGAAGUAGUACGCCAGAUGUCUUACGACCUAGUGCCGGCUCAAUGAGUAGCGGAAGUGUAAUAGGCGUGACUAGUGCGAGCGGGUUGACUCUACCUCCUGGUAGAGCCAGCCUCGUGUCCGAGGAGGACUGCCCGCCGGAAACAUGUUCUCUGGUGAAUUCCAUUGGUCCAUGUGUCAACGAUCAAUCACCAAUGGCGACGCCACAUUUGUCGAACAAGCGUAAAAGUCUGCACGGGAGAAAAUUGAGACCUAAAUCCGUGGUGGAUUCGGUGGAGGGGCUGUCCGCCGACGAUAUUCCGGAUCUCUUGCCAUCAUUGCCGAAAAGUCAGGCGGAAGCUAUUUCGGAAACCGAGCAUUCGCUGACAGAGUCGUUAGACUCCGUCUCGGAGUUGCCCAAUACCGUCGGCCAGCAGUUGCAACAUCUGGUGAAGUCCAGGCCGCGCAGAACGAAAACAAGGGCUCCCACGAGACCGAUGCUGAGACCGGAUCAACCGAUCGAUGGUCUCGCCCUGGGCGAAGGCCUAGAUGUAUUUUUCCGACCUACUACACCGACUACACCACUGAUUUCGCCUACAAGCGAUGAUAGCUCUCUGCAUACUUUUCCGACGGAUGGCAGUCCUAAUCUGUCACUGACGAGUCAUAAGAGCAUUCCACCCGACGUGGAGAAAAAGCACAGCUGCAACUCGCCGAUGCUGAAGACGCUUUUGGAACCCACGCCACGUUCGCGGUCCAGCGAUAAUCUAGAAAAAUUCUCCCCUCUUGUCGGCAGAAGAUCUCAAGGCGAUUCUCCGUUGACCGCGUCACCGCUCGCUCGGCGAAAUACGACGGACAGUGCUCAAACCCACGAGAGAUCCAAGAGCGAAACGAAGGAGAGUUGCAAUAGCGCCGCUACAAAUGACGCGAGCGAUGAUUCCAAGCGCAGCACGCUAACAAAUCUAUCCGCCAUGAGUCCCCGUGGCUCGCGCGACAUUGACGACUGUUUCGGAGCGAGCACGUCGGACAAGGAUCAGGAGAAUCGAAAAAAUGUCAUGAAGAAAUCUACAACCGACACGGAGAAGUCGUCCGUCAAAUUACGAUCGACCGGUCACGAACUGAGAAGUCCUAUAAACGGCAGCGGCGGCAGCGGCACCAAAAGUGCAACCGAUUCGGCCAAGUCUCCCGUGUUAAAACCGUUGACGAAAAGUAGCGGAUCUAUGAACGACGGGAAAAGCAACGGCGCACUUAUGAAAAACAAGCCCACCCCGCCGGCAACAGCGCCUAAACCGCGACCGUGGAGCAUGGCCACCGAUCGGAAAUCUGGAGAAUUCAGUCUAUUAAGCGACGGCUCUAGUCCGAACACUUCGGCCGGCAAUACGCCCGAUUCCGGUGACGCUCUCGACGAGUCGACCGACAGCGGCGUCAGUGGUCCGGCUUCCUUGCCGCCGACGUUAUCGGCUAGCAGCACCGCGAGCUCGUUGAGCAACACGAGCGUCGAAAAGAGAUCUGUAAGAGAAUUAGCAGCGAGCUUGAACAAGAGCAAAGCAGACAGGAAGGAGAACGAACAUACCGCACCUGCAGCAUGGCGGUCGCUGCUUCAACGUUCUGUCGAUCGAGCAGAUGCCAAGGUAACGGAAGUACCGAAAAUGGUUGAGGAGACUCGUCUCAGCUUUAAACUUCGUCGCACGUCAUUUUUGCGCGAUUCCAAUUUCAAUUACAACAACAACGACGUGGUUGACGUUUGAUCGCGCGCUCGAACAGAUGGUCGAACAGCGUUGCGCCAGGCGUCAGAAAAGAAUGAUCGUAUCUUCCGUAUGCUGAUGCCGAUGAUCUGGCACACGAGGUAACAGUACUUUACGCGUCUUCGUGCCAUAGGAAGUCUUUAUUAUGUAUAUAAAUAUAUAUAUCGAUACCGGUUUUAACAUUAGAGACAGGGUACUGAAAGUUUUUACAGCAACUAAAAGUACUAAUCUGUUGUUGAGGUGGCAUUAGAGAGUCUUAUACUAGUUUUAUAUGAGGUUGCGUUUUUUUUUACGCGCUAUACUGUAUUUCGACUUAGCCGCGUACUCACGUAUUACCCACAUAUUUAUUGUACCUCUUACGUAACUUACUAAAACCAAUUGUUUUUAACCGCGCGUUGACUUUCCAUUAAGAUAUCGAUACUUCCAGUGAAACUAAGUCUCAUUUCUCAUUCCGUCGAAUCUUCAGAGAGCAAUGCGUUACUUUGUUACGUGAGGAUAUUAGCGAAAGUGUGUUCAUUCUUUGUAAAAGAUACGUUUUAAUGUGUGUACAUAUUUUUAUAUAUAUAUAUAUUGUUUGUCUAUGCAUUUUAACCGCGAGAAUGUCUAGAAUAGAGACAAGUCACAUCACAGUUCUAGCCAGAUAGAUUAAUCAGUUUCAUCUUGGAGAGAAUUUUAUGGAGCAAAGACAGCUGAAAUAGCAUAACACGUUGUGUAAAAAGGCGUAGGUGUCUUCCAAGAUCGUAUAAGAAACUGCAAUGAUAUUUCCUGCACGUGUGUUCUUUGCUGCAGUAGAAUGUCCAUUUUGACUUAAAUAUUUUGACUUUUUCGUCAAGCACAUGCGGCACGUGUUUUUAAUCUGUGAUUAAUUUGUAGAAAUGUUUACGCGAGAUUCAAUCUAAUCAAAGUUUCUCUCACAAUAAAUAUUUUGCCAUCUAUCUAAAAUAGGGGUCCCCAACUUACGGCUCGCAGGCCAUAUGCGGCCCCUGUAAAGGUUUUAUCUGCCAAAAAAUUUCAGCGUUAUAUGUGUAUUAAAUCAAAUUUGUAGUUUCUUAUUAUAAUUUACGAUGCAUUCUUUGCAAAUUUCUUCUCUUCCUUCUUUUUAAUUUCUUCUUUUCUCACUCAUAAGUGUGUAGUUAUGGCAUGCUUAGUAACUUUGACGAUAUACAGAAUGCUCCUUCGGCCUUCGGUUCAUUAUUAAAAUUUUCGGCCCUCUGGUAAAAAAGUUGGGAUCCCUAAUCUAAAAAAAUUUAACAGAUGAAUCUUCCUGCUUGGUAAAUCCUCCGUGAUAGCUUCAUCGUAUUAUCAGUAUAAUAAUUUAAAAGUUUAACGCUAAUCUCAAUCUAUUACUACUACGACUUUUUUUACAGGAAUUGAUGAUGUAAAAUAAGAAGCAGAUAGAUUAAUUUGAUUUUAUUGAAGUAUUUAUGUCCAUUUUAUAUUCUUUUAUUGUUAAGUAGUUUCUAAUUAAAUUUCUCAACUUUUAAUAAUCGUGAUAUUGCUUGAUUUUUUUCUUUCGUUAAAUCUCUCUCUUAAAUAUAGAACUUGAAUUUCUAUACGCAAGUACCAUCGUGUUUUUAAUAUUGUUAAUAGAAGAUAUAGAAUUCUAGAUACAUCUCGUCGUUCAAUUGAAUAAGACUAACAACGCAAAAUUAUUUAUUAAGAUCUCCUUCGUGCUGCGAAUUUUCGAAGAACAUUUUUUGUAAUAAGAAAAACGGAUAUCCUUUAUAGUGCGGACGUUAAAUCAGUAUAUAAUCUCGUAUCGAAGAUGCAUUUGUCUUUUAUAUAGCGACAAACGCGUGUACAUAUAUAUGUAAAAAAAAAAAAAGAAAACUCAUGUAUAGGUGAUUAAAGUAGCUCGUAGGAGAUUUGCGAUUCUUAUUAUCUCGAAGAGAAGCAACGUGAGAAAUGUCUUGUGAAUUUUUUACCGUUUUAGCUAUUAUCACGUAAUAUCGAUAUAUCGGUCCCUCAUACGAAGAUACAUGAGACACGUGAUCGUUGCAUUUUAUCAUGAUAUUAUUCAACAGAGAGCAUUCUUCCUCUAACGUUAAGCGAAACGAGUAUUAAAGCAUCGUGUUAAUAAAAUUUGUGUGCGUGUUUUGGGUGUGUAUGCGCGCGCGCACAUGUGCCGCAAGACAAUUGUAUUAAUUAAGCAGCGUAAAAAACGACUUGUUCAGUAUUCAACAAUUAUGCGAGAUGCGUGAGACAGCCAUAUACACAUAUACAUUGUACGGAUUCUAAGUCUUUAAGAAACUUAUAAGAGUCUUUAAACAGCCGUUGGCCCUAAAAAAGGAAAAAAGCAUACCUCUCUUAUAAUAUUAUAUAUAAAUCACGUAAAAGGACGCGUUUUCGCUGAACUUGUAUGGUCUACUAGAUAAACGUAAGGAAGUUUGUAUUAACACUUAAUCGAUUUGACUCGAGAAAUAGCUACUUACAUGUAUAAGAGCGUCUUACGAUAUUACUUUUAGGCACGAGAGUUUUUCUGAUGACUUAUUGGACUUUUCUUAGGGCAGAAUAAUAUUCCUAAUAAUGCAGUCUCGUGUACUCGACUAAAAACUUACACAUAUACACACAUCUACCGCGUACAGGUGAUUUUUUAUAUGCGAUAUACUCGAUGCGCGAUAUAUUUAUUGUUAAGGAAGCGAAUACGUAUUCGGAAUUUAUCGCGCGUAUAAAACGACUCUGCCGAUUAUUGUGCCAAACAUAUAUGCAACAAAUUACGCACAUUUUUUAUACAAUGAAAGAAA
Molecule: messenger RNA, 7642 nt
Organism: Linepithema humile (Argentine ant)
Lineage: Eukaryota; Metazoa; Arthropoda; Insecta; Hymenoptera; Formicidae
Source: RefSeq, a predicted model, not a curated record